Molecule: messenger RNA, 846 nt
Organism: Rangifer tarandus platyrhynchus (Svalbard reindeer)
Lineage: Eukaryota; Metazoa; Chordata; Mammalia; Artiodactyla; Cervidae
Source: the annotation of a GenBank genome assembly
AUGGAGAGGCAGCAAGUAGAGCUGGAGAGUAUGAAAAUGACCACUGGAAAAGGCCCCUCAGCACAUUGCUGUGUGCCUAAACACAAGAAGAUUUUGAUGUACCUUAUGGAAAAAACAGGUGUUAGUAGUUCAGAGGCAAGUUUCCUAUUUCCCCAGCAGCCCCAGACAUCUCCAAUCUCCAUCUCCUACCAGCCAUGGGGCAGCUCCUUGUCCCCCAGGCCCCAGGGCACAGCGAGAAGCCCUGAUUCUCCCAGGAACUCCGACAGCUCCCUCAGACGGCCCCCUCCAACUCAGGCUCCUCUCCCAGCCCAGGCCCUCCCCGCGCCGCCGCAGCGCAGGCCCGGCCCCAUCCUCCAGCCGGCCCCGGCAGGUGUCCCAUCCUCCCCUUUGCCCAGGCAGGCCUCGUCCCGCUCCUACUUCCUACUAUUUCCUCGCACCGCACCCUGGCUCCAGAGGGGAGCCCCUCCGGCCUCGACAACCCGGCGGAGCCGGCAGGCCCGGGCUCCACUCACCCCUCAGCCCGGGAGGCGGGGGAGCUGCUGCGGCGGCUCCUCAGCCUGCGCCUCUCCUCCCCCCUCCCGGCCGCCGCCGUGGCCGCCGCUCAGCCUCGGCCUGCUCCCGGCCGGCCCCGGACCGGCUCCGCUUCACCUCGUCCCCAACUCCGGCCGCCGGAGCCCUGUGUCCUGCAUUGACCCGGAAGCAGCUUUCCAGGCCCAACAACAACACGUGACCCCGCCGCACGUGUCACGUCCGCUGCGUGAAUGGGAGGGGGCGCCGGAGGAGCAGGUUCUCCCGGACCAAGCUGAGGUUGCUGUGGCGACGGGGAUGUCGCGGCCGGCCGGAUAG